AUGCCGGCGGCGGGCGGCGCCGCCGUCGGCGGGGCCCGGUGGUGGAGGCUGCUGGCGGGCCUGGCGGCCUUGGCGGCGAUCUUGGGGACUGCCACAGGGCAGUUUGUGGACUGCAAUGAACUCCUUGAGGCCAACACACCCACGCCCCAGGUCGUGGUGACAAACGAGUCCCUAAAGGCUGCCAACGAUGACCUACGGCUACUUAUGAGUUGCGUCCAGGGGGGCACGCUGGUGCUGGACCUGCCUGAGGUCACCCCACCAGACACCCUUGUGAUAGACAGCCCGAUCGUGAUCCGACCAGCUGCAGGCAGGCGAAAGAAAGUGAGGCUUAGGUGCCCACCAACUGAGGGCAGGGUGUUGGAGAUCAGUUCGGGCGGUGUGGAGAUUUCGGGGAUUGUAAUCAGAGGGUGCAAGUCAAACAAGAUAGUCAAGGUAGAAUGCAGUGCAGGGGAGGCGGCCACUAUUUCCAGGUCCACCUUUGCUGGAAACGAGGCCACUGCCAGCGAGGGGGUAGUGGAUGUGAUGGGGCCGUGCUCAGUGAACAUGAGCAAGGUCGUCUUCACUAACAAUAAAGGAGGUGGGCUGGGGCUGAUAGGAGGAGCAUCGGCCAGCCUGAAGAACUGUACUUUCGAUGGCAACAUUAAAGGCGGCAGUGGCGGUGGUGGUGCGAUAUGUGCAAAGGGGAGUGCCUCAUUGCUGGAUGUUGAGCGCACCGUGUUCAAUGGCAAUGAAGUACAGGAAACUGGAGGGGCCAUAGAACUCAGCAAUGGUGCAUCUGCAGUUGUGAGACACUGCACCUUCAGCAAGAACAUGGCCACAGGGAAUGGAGGAGCAGUUGCAGCCCUGGACAAUUCUGCUGCUUCAAGGUUGGAUGUUACAAACACCACCUUCCGCAGCAACAAGGCAGAAGAUGGUGGGGCCCUCUUCCUCCAGGGGGUCAGCCUGAGCACGUCUCUCAAGGGCGGCUCACGAUUCUUGAACAACAGUGGCAAGCGCCAUGGCGGAGCCAUUUCAGGGAACUCGAAUGGCGAUGUGAUCGCUGAUGGCAUCUUGUUCUCUGGAAAUGAAGCUGGAAACACAGGCGGGGCAGUGCAGUUGUUGGGGGCAUUUGUUGAACAUGUUGUGCGGUUCACAAACUCAAUCUUUGAAGAAAACAAGUCAUUGUCAGGAGGAGCGCUGCAUGCUGAGGGACCCAUGUCUCGGAUUGAGCUGGACACAGAUGUCCAGUUCAACAGGAACACUGCCAUGGCAGGAGGAGCAGAGUUAGGAGGUGGAGCUGUCGCCUUUAGCGAUGUGGGGAAGAUCCUCAUCAGGGGCGUGUCUUUCAGAUCGAACCUCGCAAUCCAGCUGCCAGGAGGGGCAGUGGUUGUGGAGGCGGCAUCGAAUCCAAGCGAAGUGACAUUUGUAGACAGCACGUUUUUUGGGAAUGCUGUCCAAGGGCAGCGCAGAAUAGCUAAUGGUGGUGGCCUGCACCUGGAGGGAAAGGAGCUGGCCACUACAAUAACUGGCUGUAUUUUUGAGUUCAACGCGGUAGACAAUAAUGGCGGGGGCAUCGCUGUGAAUGAGAUCGACAAACUGAAGCUGGAUUCUGUUGUGGUGUUCGACAAUUCUGCUGGGAGCAGGGGUGGCGGAAUGAUCGCUGAGGCAGUCACACAGGGUGGAAACAUUGUGAUGCUGACCAACGUCACCUUCGCCAGCAAUGCUGCUGGCCAGGAAGAUCUGGGAGCCAUGCUUGGCGAAGAAUCGUGCAGCAGGCUGCUGUCGAAAUCUGGCACAGGGGGUGGGCUGGCCUUGGAGGGUGAGGAGGUCAGCUGCACCAUCACAGGCUCUUCAGAAUUUCGCGCGAACACAGCCGCUUACGGAGGUGCCGUGAGCUUUGCAAGGGGGCGCAAUUUGACCUUGGAGGACGUCAGCUUUGUCAAGAAUAGCGCAGUGACGGGGGGUGCCGUGCAGAUAGCGAUCGUCGAAGGCACAGAGGCGAUCAAGGGCUCCCGACUGAACUUCACCAGAAAUACCGGGUGCCUGGGUGCUGCAAUGCACAUCGCCUGCCAAGAUCCUGGUGUUGUGGGCGUCGAGGGGAACCACACAGACCCACCGACCAUAGCCUUUUUCGAGGACGUCAGUUUCGAUGCCAACAAGAUCAAGGUCGAGGGCAUCGGGGGUGGCGGGAUGGCGGCAGAGCACAUUGGCGUCAGCUGCAAGAACUGCUCCUUUGUGAAGAACGAGUGCUCCAGCCGUGCUGCCCUGGGUGGCGGCGCCCUGGUGUUGCCGGGGGCAGCCCUGUCCGCUGUGGAGUCCAGGUUUGAGCGCAAUGAGGCGGGGGAGGGGGGUGGCGUGUACUGCGAGGGCUACUUCCUUGGCAGAAACUCCAGCUUUUCGGGGAACAAGGCUCUGAAGGAUGGCGGGGCGCUGCGGGGAGUGGUGCAGCAGCAGGUGGCAGAAAGCGGCAAGGGGCUGACGGCCCUCAGGCUGAUGGAUCUGCACGACUGCAUGGUGACCGAAAACAGGGCGAAGAGAGGAGGCGGUGCUUUCGUGGCGCCCCAGGACACGGGCAUCGGCCUGGAAGAGGAGGACGCGGACGUCCGCCUGGCGGCCAUCUCCGACGCCGUCAUGGCCGUGCACAACUCCCGCUUCCAGGCCAACAACGCGGACACCUCCGGGGGCGCCCUCUUCGCCCACGCCUCCGAGGUCUUUGAGAUCAACUGCGGCGGGGGCGCCGCGGGGGGCCACAGCUUCCGGAACCUUACCACGUUUGAUCCCGAGCUAUGCGGCUGGGCCAACAACACCGUGUCCGACACGGGAUACGGCGCGGUGGUCGCGACGGUGCCUGUCUCGGCGCAGAUCGUGCCCAACAGGAUCGUGGGCCACAGCAGCGGGGAACUCUUGAAGACUGUGGUUGUGACCAUCGUGGACGGGCUGAACCAGACGGUGAACAGCCGGGAGACGCUGGUGGAGGUGGGGGUGGCGGAGCUGCAGGCGGCCUUCGUGUUCGGGCAGGAGGCCUCGCACACAGAGGGCGGGCGGGCGACGUUCGAUGGGACGUUCCUUAAGGCGCAGCCGGGGACGUACCAGCUGGAGUACUCGUACGUUGGAAUUGAGGCGCCAAUGGUGCUGGAGGUGGAGGUGCGGCCAUGUGCCAUGGGCGAGGUGGAACGUGGCCAGGGCAGCAUAUGUGAGCCAUGCCAGACCAACCUGUACAGUUUCAACCCAAAGGACAGCGAGUGCAAGACAUGCCCCACUGCCAAUGCCUUCUGCAAUGGCUCAACCAUCACGCCCCUCAAGGGCUACUGGCACUCCACCUCCAGGUCGCCACAGAUAGCCGAAUGCCUCCAUGUUGAGCCGUGCGACUACAAAAUGCGGAAGGAGAAAUUGGCCAUCUUGGCGGCUGAGGCGCAUGCCAGCAACAAGACUUUGAUGGGCGACGAGUACCCUCUGUGUGCCUCGGGCUACAAGGGCGUGCUGUGCGGCGCGUGCGCCGAUGACUUCGGAAGGCAGUCGUCGGGCGCGUGCGCGCAAUGCGGCUCACGGCACGAGUCCGUGCUCAUCAUCGCGCUGGCUUCCCUGUGGUCCACCGCGCUCAUCGCCUUCUUCGUACGCAGCGUCCUCAUCGACUCGCAGCGCUACGACUUGCUCCUGCGGAAGAAGACGGCGGGGAACAAAUUGGAGAGGGACAACUCUGGAGACGGCUUCGGGGGCCCACCCGUGGAGGCCAUUCCCGAGAACGACGUCCCCAAGGAAGGCGCUGGCGAUGGGGAUGUCGAGGAGGGGACCCUGGCGAAUGCACCCAAGGCGAAUAAGACGAUUCAGAUCUUGGAGAUAAUCGACACCGGCAGCCCGAGGAAGGCCGAGGAGGGGGGUGCCGCAGGCUCGCGGGCAGCCGGGGAGGGGCCCGGGGGCCCGGACGCGGGCCCGGACGGGGCCGGCGGCGAUAAUAAGGGUACGAGGAAGAGGAGGUCGCGGCGGAGGGUGGACGCGGCCAGCAUGUCCGCGAAGUACCGGCAGACCCUGGCGGGCAUCGACGCCAACUACAUCCGGGAAAACCGCGCCCCGGAGAUCUUCAAGAUCGCAAUAAACUUUCUGCAGCAGAUAAGCAUCGCGCUGGCCAUCAAUGUAGAGUGGACGACGGCCAUCAAAAAGAUGCUGGCCACGUUGGACUUUGCCGGUGGCUUCUCCAACGCGAGCGCCUUCUUCUCCAUGGACUGCGCCCUGCUACCAGGUUCCGUGCCCAAGUCCAUCCGCCGCACGCUGCUGAACCUCUCCUUCCCUUUCCUGCUCAUGGUGGCCUGGAUCUGCUUCUGGUUCUUCAUUGCAAAAGUGUCGCCUGCCUCGCGGCGCGUGCUCAAGAAGCGCAUCAUCGUCACCAUCUGGGGCGUCUUGUACGUCACCUACUUCGACAUAACUUCCCGCCUCGUGCGCACUGCCUACUGCGUCGAGGUGGACGACCCCUCGAUCUCUGGCCCCCCCGACUCCGUGGCCUUCGACAGCUACUGGUCCGAAGACACGGGCGUGAAGUGCUGGCAGGGCCAGCACCUUGCCCUCUUCCUGGGCUUCGCCCUCCCCCUCUUUUUGCUCAUCCCCGUCGGCCUCCCCACCUGGCUGGUGUCCUUCCUGUGGGUGAACCGCACGAGGUUCGAUGACCUGGUGUUCCUGGGCAAGUACGGGGAGCUGUACAAGGCGUACCGCAAGCAGCACGUGUACUGGGAGGCCGUGAUCAUGCUGCGCAAGGCGCUGCUGUCGGUGGUGGUGGUGUGGCGCACGCCGCUGGGGGGUGAGCUGCAGGGCCUGCUGGCUGUGAGCAUACUCGUCGUGAGCUGCUUCGCCCACCUCAUAUUCAAGCCCUACAGUGAGGCGCUGUACGGGCUGAACCAGUACGAGACCCUGGCGCUGGGGGUGUCUCUGCAGGUGUACCUCUCAGGGCUGAUAGUCAAUAGCCCCGGCACCUCCGACGUAGCCCGCGUGAUCGUGUCUGUGCUGGCGGUCCUGGCCGUCACGGUCCUUCUUGGCGGCUUCCUGUACGAGCUGGCCCACGAGAGCCACAACUACCUGGACUUCCUGCUGGACGAGAAGGCGUUGCUGGAGAAGGCAGGAGAGGAUGCGGGCAUGACGCGAAAGGUGGGAAUGCUGGGCAAGUACUACGUGGACAAGUCCAAGGACAUCGUGGGCCAGUCGGUGGCGAAGGUCAGCUCCACCGCCCAGCGCACGCUCAACCGCAUGAGCGCCCAGGUGCAGGAGCUGGGCUCGACGUCCAAGACGCGCCGGAGCGCGGGGGCCUCCCUCAGCGGCCUGCCUCAUGGGCCGCGACCCACGAUGAGCAUGAACGCAUCCGGGUCGAAGCAAGAGAAUCAGAAACACGUUCUGGGCAGCCAAUCGGCGCAGCCGAGUGGGCCCACUCGCCGCAUGCCGGAGCUCUAG
Messenger RNA from Ostreobium quekettii, 5412 nucleotides. Lineage: Eukaryota; Viridiplantae; Chlorophyta; Ulvophyceae; Bryopsidales; Ostreobiaceae. The record is from the annotation of a GenBank genome assembly.